AGACUCUCACAUGGCACCCAACGUGAAAAACCGCGCCAAGCCGAAGCGUCCUCCAACUUGUGUAACUUGCUAAAUUCUGUCGAUAUUCUGCUGCAACUGAGCUCUGUUGUCACUUUCUUUGCCAAACUCUUAAAGUUAUUGGCGCAGAGUCUAACGUUGGAGACGUCUAGGUACGGUAGGCAGACGUAGACACAGGCGAUAUUGACGAUCUCGAACGGGACUGAUGGCAGCUGUCACAAUUCCCCUUGGCACGGAUGUUUCACCAAACAAACCCACCGUGGAGCCAGACAGCCCCAAUGAAGUAGCUCACCAACUCUCAAACGCAGAUAGCGGUAAGCUUGGCUUAUCAAACGACGACCCUGAGAUGGCGGCCACAGGCAGCGAUGGUGCGGGCCCCAGCUCGGCCCCAGACAGCCCCAGCUGCAGGACAGCCGGCAACGUGGACCUCGGCAGCGACCUGGGUUGCACGCCCCUGACAGAUGGGGUGAUCACGGAGGCCAUGCUGAACGUGGAGAGAGAGCUGCACCUGAAGAGCGUGGAAGAAGAGAAGAGACUGGAGCAGGAGUCCAUCUCGGCCUGGCAGAAGGAGCAAGAGGAGCAGCGCUACAAGCGCCUGCAGCACCUGCUGGAGAAGAGCAGCAUCUACUCCAAGUUCCUCCUCAACAAGAUGGAGGAGCAGCAGCGGCAGGAGAAGCUACGGCAAGAGAAGCGGGCCCGCAAGCUGCGAAAGAAGGAGGAAGAGGAGGAGCGGAGGAAGAAGGAGGCAGAGGGGAAGGCCAAGGGGGCCACAAGGCAGGACGAGGAGAAAGAGAACAAGGACUCCAAGGAGCCUCAGCCAGGUACUCGGAGGAAAAGUCGCUACCGGAAACAGGAGUCUAGUAGCCAAGACGUUGCAGGGAGUCCUGGAGGAUCAUCCCGUGGUAGAGGCCGCAAGAGAAUGCGGGAAGACUACAGCAUUGCCGACUACAUUGAUAAAUCUACUCUCACGUCCAAACGGCCGAAACCUGACACCACCGUGGCCGAAGACUCAGGGACACAGGACACGGGUAAACGCCUGCCGGCGGUGAAGAACGAAAAUGCUCAGGAUAGCCAAACGGAGACAACUCAGGGGAGCUACUCAGCAGGCGAAGAGGCAAAACCAGAGGCAGCCGCCUCGCUAAAAGCUGUUGCCAAGCAGACAGAAGAGUUUGUGGACUCCUUCAGCCGCACCAUCAACGGCGAAAAGAUCUCGGACCUCCAACCGGACCUCUUCAUCGGAGGCUGCCUGCGCAAGUACCAGAUUGAAGGCAUCGAGUGGCUCAAGGUUUUGUAUGAGAAUGGUGUGAAUGGCAUCCUCGGCGAUGAGAUGGGCCUGGGGAAGACGGUUCAGUGCAUCGGACUGUUUGCUCACAUCAUCAAGAUGGGAGUGCCCGGACCCUUUCUGGUAGUGGCUCCCCUCUCCACCCUCUCCAACUGGAUGUCUGAGUUCAAGCGGUUCACACCAUCGAUCAAGGUCAUCCUGUACCACGGCACCCCAGAGGAACGCCAGACACUACGCCGGGAGCUCCGCAAGCCGUCGGGGGAGUACAGGACCCUACCGGUGUUGGUGACCUCCUAUGAGAUCGUCAUGAUCGACCGCCGACACCUCUGCAACCACCUCUGGAAGUACAUCAUCGUGGACGAGGGCCACCGCAUCAAGAACCUCAACUGCAGACUCAUCAGAGAGCUGAAAAUGUACCAUUCGGCCAACCGUGUCCUCCUGACGGGAACCCCCCUUCAGAACAACCUGGCCGAGCUCUGGUCUAUGCUCAACUUCUUGCUCCCAGAGGUCUUUGACGAUCUAAAGACAUUUGAAACAUGGUUUGACUUCUCAACUCUGACCAAGCAAGGCGGCGAUGAAGCCAUUGUAGCCAAGGAAAGGGAACAACACAUCGUCUCCAUGUUGCAUCAGAUCCUGAGCCCCUUCCUCCUCCGUCGCCUCAAGUCAGAUGUGGAGCUCAAGGUGCCCCCGAAGAAGGAGAUCCUGGUCCAGGCUCCACUGACCGCCAAGCAGGCCGAGCUGUACGGGGACCUGGUGGACAAAACCAUCCUGGCCAAGAUGUGGGAGAAGCACGUCGCCGGGCCCGACCCAACCGGGGAGACCGAGGUGGGGGCGGAGCCGAGUGGGGCCAGGGGGCGGGCCCGCCGGAAGUGCCGGGUGGAGGUGGACUAUGCCCUGAUGGGAGACCAAGGCGGGGGAGGCAAAGACGAUGACGACAUCGAGGCAUGGGUGGAGAAACUCACCGAGCAAGCCGAACGCUGCCAACAAGCUGCCAAGAAGGAGCCGAAGCAGAAGCCCAAGGACGUGGAGUUGAACAUUAAGGUCAAGAGCAUCAUGAGCCAGCUGCGCAAGGCCUGCAACCACCCCUACCUCCUGGAGUACCCGCUGGACCCCCUCACCCAGGAGUACCGCGUGGACGAGAACCUGGUGGCCAACAGUGGCAAACUGCUGGUGCUGGAGAGACUGCUGCCUGCGCUGAAGAAAAAGAGCCACAAGGUUUUGAUUUUUUCUCAAAUGACAAAGAUGCUGGACGUCUUGGAAGACUACUGCUAUCUACGCAAGUACCAAUUCUGCCGCCUGGAUGGUACGAUGAAACUAACAGACAGACAAGAGCAGAUCGAUGAAUUCAACAAGAACCCAGACGUCUUCCUGUUCUUGCUCAGCACCAGAGCCGGAGGGCUGGGCAUCAACCUGACGGCAGCCGACACGGUCAUCAUCUACGACAGUGAUUGGAACCCCCAGAGUGACCUGCAGGCCCAGGAUCGCUGCCACCGCAUCGGCCAAACCAAGCCGGUGGUCAUCUACCGCCUGGUCACAUCCAACACCAUUGACCAGAAGAUUGUGGAGAGGGCUGCAGCCAAACGCAGGCUGGAGAAGAUGGUCAUCCACCAGGGUAAGUUCAAGGGUGGCAAGAGUAACUUGGCCCGGGACUCAAGCGCCCUCAUCAACCCGGCCGAGCUCCUGGCACUGCUGCGCUCCACGGACCACAGCGGCUUUGUCCGCAACUGCAACCAGAAGGUGAUCAGUGAUGCCGACCUCAGGCUGCUGCUGGACCGCAGUGACCUGCUCGCCCGCUGGAAGAACCAGGAGAAUGGAGCGGCUGCCGGCGCCGUUCCAAAGGCCGGGGCCAAGAAAGCCGGCAAGAGAAGCGCCACCCGCUCCAGCGUCUUCCAAGUUCUGGAUGAUGGGACGGGGGAUGAUGCUGGCGAGCUGAGGAUUGGCACAUGAUGAGGGUAUGUCGUGAUGAGAUCAAGCACAACUGAGAGUGAGCUUCUUGCCCAGCACUCGACAAACUAAAGUCCAGCUGGCACGGGCUGAGUUUUCAAGCACUGCCAUAGAAGCAUUAGUUUGGAUGUGGUCGGAAUAGUACAACGUGAUUGGUUGUCAGGCAGAAUUGCACAUCUCUCCACUAACACCGUGCCCUAACUAGGUGUGUUGGGAUAACCCCAGAACUCUCGGCUUGUCAUCAAAACUUUGUACUACUGACUAGCCUGAGCUAGCUGGUAUUUGAAAUGUGAACUAGAGUUGAAAUGAAAGAAAUACUCACCUGUCCAAACCCCUCCCCCCCAAAAAAAAGGUACUUGCUUUGAUAUUUAGGUUUAGCCUUCCUUUUUUUGAAGUCAUUUCGUAUAAGUGUAUUUCUUUAUGGCAGCUGUACACUAAAAGAUCGUUUUUUUGGAAUUCUUGGUAUGAAGCUGACCCGUGUGGUGGUUAUUGCCGUAUUAAGUCCACACACUGCCCACAUUCUACCGCACAAGAGCCAGUGAAACAGUUUUAUUUAGAAAAGCAUUACUUUGCUAUCAUUUGGAACGUCAGUGUUGCCUUUAGAGAGAGGAAAAGCAAAACCUUGAAGGAAAAGAUUAAAUUAAGUUUUAAUCAGUAUAUUUACCAAAGAUGGGCCUUGCACUGGACUCCAAACAAGACUGAACUUCCACAAUUAAAGUAGGAGAUUUGAAAAUGUCACAAGGAAGCGUGCCCAAUGUCAAGUUCGGUCCUGUAACAUAGGCAAAAACAUUUUUUUUCCGUAGAAGGUUGAAGGUACAUGCAAUGCAGACAGCUAAAGAUGCCUAAAAAUGCCUUUGUCUAAUCGGAUACAAUUUUCACCCCUUUUGGUGAGUUUCUUUGUUGUAUUUUUUACUUUACAGUUAAUUACUUUGCUUCUGCGCGUUCCACAGAAAUAUGUUAAAGUAUUCUGAUUAUGUAGUUAACAUGUAGUAACUAGAGCUCCUUUCGUACUCAAACCACUUGUUAGAUUGUUAGUUGAUACAUAUACAUUAUUUCAUGAUGAAUUCUCUGUUGCCAAAAACUACCCCUGAAAGAGCCAGGGAUUUUUGGACCAUCUCGCAGCUGGGGAAUCCCCCCCUUCCCAAACCUUUCCAGGCCUGAUCAUUUUCAAACUUUAAGCAUGCAGGUAUUAAGUCACUCAUUGGUGUCAGAAUUUGUCUCGUAAUGACAACAAGAUGUUACUGAAAAACUCGACCAUUUCCUGCUGGGUGCUUUUAAAAAUGCAAUGCCUACAUACAGGUGAUUUAGAAGAUUUUCCGUUUUCAACAUUCUUCAAAAAUUCAUCAUUUCAUUUAGUGGACAUAAAUGACUGUCUGGUGGCUAC
Messenger RNA from Acanthaster planci (crown-of-thorns starfish), 4628 nucleotides. It is a transcript of the gene hells, whose product is annotated as helicase, lymphoid specific. Gene Ontology annotation, biological process: lymphocyte proliferation; DNA methylation-dependent constitutive heterochromatin formation; negative regulation of gene expression via chromosomal CpG island methylation. Gene Ontology annotation, cellular component: pericentric heterochromatin; nucleus. Lineage: Eukaryota; Metazoa; Echinodermata; Asteroidea; Valvatida; Acanthasteridae. The record is from RefSeq and is a predicted model, not a curated record. Gene Ontology annotation, molecular function: chromatin binding; ATP binding.